AUGCUCAGGGCCAAGUCCUGGAUUUCUACAAGCACAAACAACCCUCAACCACAGGUGAAUGUGUUGGAAAAUUACUGUCCUUGUGCAGUGCCUGUGGGCCUGGGGCACUGCAGGAGCAGUAUAAAAGGGGGACCCUCUCCUUGCUCCCUCAAUCGCUCCUCUCACCUCCUUCUACUUGGGAUCAAGGUGCAUCUGCAGCCCCAAGCCAUGUCCUGCUACACGCCGUGCCGGCCCUGCCAGCCCUGUGGCCCCACCCCGCUGGCCAACAGCUGCAAUGAGCCCUGUGUCAGGCAGUGCCAGGACUCCCAUGUGUUCAUCCAGCCCUCGCCCGUGGUGGUGACCCUGCCCGGCCCCAUCCUCAGCUCCUUCCCACAGAACACCGCCGUGGGAUCCUCCACCUCUGCUGCUGUUGGCAGCAUCCUCAGCUCUCAGGGAGUGCCCAUCAACUCUGGGGGCUUUGGCCUGUCUGGCUUGGGCAGUGGCCUCUGUGGCACGAGGUGCCUCCCCUGCUGA
Motacilla alba alba is the source of this 513-nucleotide messenger RNA. RefSeq names its product feather keratin 1-like. The record is from RefSeq and is a predicted model, not a curated record. Gene Ontology annotation, molecular function: structural constituent of cytoskeleton. Gene Ontology annotation, cellular component: intermediate filament. NCBI's taxonomy places the organism in Eukaryota, Metazoa, Chordata, Aves, Passeriformes, Motacillidae. Bases 1 to 513 code for a protein of 170 amino acids. The transcript has 3 exons.